This is a messenger RNA of Anopheles coustani, 2182 nucleotides long. RefSeq names its product mitochondrial import receptor subunit TOM70 (gene Tom70). The record is from RefSeq and is a predicted model, not a curated record. The coding region runs from base 220 to 1938 and encodes 572 amino acids. Gene Ontology annotation, molecular function: protein binding. The transcript has 2 exons. NCBI's taxonomy places the organism in Eukaryota, Metazoa, Arthropoda, Insecta, Diptera, Culicidae.
CCGUUCUACGAACAUCGAUAUUUUAGCUUCCAGAGUGCAUUGGAAUGGGAUUCUGUAAAACCGUGACUCGAAUUAUAUAAUCGCGGCUGUGUUUUGCCUGUAAUCUUGAAGAAGCCGCAGUGACGUGCUGCUGUCAUCGGAAAGCACAAGCCGCCGAAGUUGUGUGGUCGUACAUGUUAGGCUAAAUAUUCGUUCUAGACGUAAAACACGGAUCAAGCAAUGACGACCGGCAGCACGGGGUCUACAUUCCCCAAAUGGCAGCUAGCACUUCUUAUCGGCACGCCGGUGGCCAUCGGCCUCGGUUACAUGUACUGGCGAAAAUCAACCAACCAAGGCGAGGGAGGGGACAAACUAACGAAGAAAAAGUUAGCUGACAUCAAGGACAAAACCAUAUCCCUCGACGGCGAUGAUCGUUCGCGUUCGUCGGAUACAAAACAGAAGGAAACCAAACCGUUGACCGGUCGUGAGCUUGCUCUGAAGCAUAAGAACGAUGGGAAUGCUCAUUUCCGGGUGGGUAAAUAUGAUUUAGCCAUCAAAGAGUACGAUGCGGCCAUCGAGCAUUGCCCGACGUCAGAGACGACAGAUCGGGGUACAUACUAUCAAAACAGAGCUGCGGCUUACGAACAGCUGCAGAAUUGGUCCGCCGUGAUAAAUGACUGCGAGAAGGCAAUCGAAUGUAAUCCAAAAUACACCAAAGCGCUGAUACGACGGGCUAAAGCGUACGAGCAGCAGGGAGAGUUAGCCAAAGCCCUUGAAGACAUUACGGCCGCAUGCAUUUUGGACCAGUUUCAGAAUAAAACCUCUCUCGUGAUGGCUGACCGUAUCCUCCGAGAGUUGGGUCAGCAGCACGGACGGGAAGCGAUGAAGGCAAAGAAAGAGGUUAUUCCAUCCGCUCUGUUCAUCAGGAACUAUUUCAGCUCGUUCAAUAAUGAUCCUGUACGCAAGCUAGUCGUUGCCAGCUCGGAACCAAAAGGAUUCAUCAAGGCCAAAGCACUGUUUGAUAAAGGCGAGUACGAUGGUAUCGUGGCGGCAUGCACAGAGGAAAUUGAGUCAAGCGAGUCGGAAUCCGAGUACAAACUCGAAGCGUUGCUGCUGAGAGGCACAUUCUAUAAUCUAAUGGCCUGUUACGAGGAAGCCAAACAAGAUCUUGAAGCAGUGAUCGAACUGGAGACUGCGGACAAGAAGCUUCGCUCGAACGCACUGAUUAAGCUUGCUUCCCUGGCUAUGCAAACACAGCCGGAAACACCCGAGGAGUGCUUCAGGUGCUUUGCCCAGGCGGAAGAGAUUGACAGCACAAAUUGCGACAUUUACCACCAUCGCGGCCAGGUGUACAUUCUAAUGGAUCGGCUGAAUGAGGCAAUCACAGACUUCGAACAAGCAACCAAACUCUGCCCCACGUCAGGCAUCAUAGCGACACACCUCUGCUAUGCCUCUUACCGUCUGGCCUUAAUGAACAAGGACGAACAAGGCGUACAGCGUGUCCUGAAGCGUUUUUAUGACGUUCUCGAUCAGUUCUCGGAUUGCGUAGAGUGUUACAGCAUAAUGGCCCAGGUACUUUCAGAGCAGCAAGCGUUUCAGGAUGCGGAUAACGUCUUCGACAAGGCGUCGAAGAUCGAACCAGAUAACGCCCAAAUUCUUGUCCAUAGAGGUCUGCUUCAGUUGCAAUGGCGGGGCGACAUUGACGAAGGUGUGAAGUUGAUUAGAAAAGCGAUUCAAAUCGACAGCAAAUGUGAGUUUGCCUUCGAAACACUUGGUUCGAUCGAGGUGCAACGAGGAAAUCUCGUUGAAGCUAUCAAACUAUUUGAAACGGCUAUCGACCUCGCCAGAACGGAGAUGAGCCUAGUUCACCUGUACUCUUUGAAGGACGCCGCUAUCGCACAGGUGAAUGUGUCCAAGAAAAUGGGCUUAAGUAUUAGCAGCAUCCAACCGAACUUCUAAACACGUGCAGCGUAGCUCCCAACGAUUUCGGCUAAAAUGGGGAACAAAUUUUAAAUUUGUCCAGUGCACACGUAGAACGAUAGCAGCAGCAGUCACACAUAAUUCCACGUUAUUAUUUACCAUGUACAGAAGAAGACACGAGUUGGGCCAGUUUAUUUGGCUAUGUUCGCCACUACUAUGCCACACACUUUACAGUUUUGCUGCAACAGAUAAUUCGAAUAAACCAUGUGGAUUACAUCUAUUA